Misgurnus anguillicaudatus (oriental weatherfish) is the source of this 1803-nucleotide messenger RNA. RefSeq names its product ephrin-A5a (gene efna5a). Lineage: Eukaryota; Metazoa; Chordata; Actinopteri; Cypriniformes; Cobitidae. Gene Ontology annotation, biological process: regulation of actin cytoskeleton organization; ephrin receptor signaling pathway; regulation of cell-cell adhesion. Gene Ontology annotation, cellular component: plasma membrane; external side of plasma membrane. The record is from RefSeq and is a predicted model, not a curated record. Gene Ontology annotation, molecular function: ephrin receptor binding.
GCUGGAAACUGUACCUCUCUCUCUCUUUCUCUCUCUCUCUGUGUGUGAGGCGGCAUGGCUCAUGCACCCUGACCAACCAAUCUGUUUGGAGCUUUACUGCUGUGGACUAUCUUACCAUUUAAUGUUUAUUAACAUAAACAUAUUCGGUUCUUACGUGCGUUUGUACGCAUUCUUCGCAUUUCGUCCUUUGAGGUAGUUUGGUGUCCGUGGCUUCGUCUCGUUCAACCCUGACAGUUUAAGGACAACGCUCGUGGACAACGACUGCGUAUGUUUACGUUACUUUCUAAACGUCAAGAAUUGACUACACAGACAGAAAUUCAUUCACAUGUUGGACAAUAUAAGGAGCUUGACAUAUGGUGUUGCUAACACUAACUACAGUCACCGGCUUUAAACCGUGCUGUUCUGCGCUGACGUCUUUUGGCAUGGAAAGUGAAAAACAUUCAAGGACCUGAAAUUUGUAUACAUUUUUUUCUUCUUCUUGUGGAAAACAACUAUUUAUCCUGCUUUUUCACAGUAAAGGAUGCGCUUGAGAUGAGUGCUUUUUCAGACCGGACUAUUGACAGACAGCGAACAUAGUAACAUGCUUCUGUCUUAAUGUUUCAUCCGUCAUAAUUUAAUGUUACUGAAAGACUUUAGCAUCGCGGCUGUAUUGAACUGUCGUCACAUUUUGUUGAGAAGAAGCCUAACAAGUUGCUGUAUAAAGAGAAAACAUUAAACAAGUGGGAUAUUUAACAAAAACACACGCCAAGAGCUCUGAUCGUCUGAUCGGUCACCGUACCAGCAAAAUUGUAUUAAAAGGACCGCGACUAAAACUUUGAGAAAUGCCGCAGGUGGAAAUGUUUUAUUUGGUGUUUGUCAGCCUGUGGAUGUCUGUGUUGGGCCUGGAUCCGGCGUCUAAGGUUGUAGCAGAUCGCUAUGCAGUCUACUGGAACCGAACAAAUCCAAGGUUCUACAGGGGAGACUACCACAUAGACGUUUGCAUUAAUGAUUAUUUGGACGUCUACUGUCCCCAUUACAUCGACACGGUCCCUGAAGAGAGGACAGAGCGAUAUGUUCUCUACAUGGUCAACUACGAUGGUUACAGCUCCUGUGACCACACGGCGAAAGGUUUCAAACGCUGGGAGUGCAAUCGACCUCAUGCGCCCAACGGGCCCCUAAAGUUCUCCGAGAAGUUUCAGCUCUUCACGCCUUUCUCACUUGGUUUUGAAUUUCGGCCGGGCAGAGAAUACUACUAUAUCUCGUCUACAGUCAGUGAAAACGGAAGACGGAGCUGCCUGAGGCUGAAAGUUUUCGUCAGACCUUCGAACAACUGCGAUAAAAGCCACACCGGAGUCGUCAAGAUCAACGACGGAGAUGUUAACUCUAUAGAAAAUAAUAAUGAUGGGACGAAUCAUGAAUCUGCCGAGCCAUCCCGAGGCGAUGUCAGCUCCGCCGGACGCGUGCAGACCGUGGGGCCCUUGCUGACUUCAGCGCUUGUUCUCCUGGUUUCCCUCUCAUCAUUAUAGCAUCUGUACAUGCAAGCGGCGCACAUAAAGCAUGACAUGGGACUCGCGAACGAGCACUUUUAACAUUUAACUUUUGAGAUUCUUUCUCGACUGCAAAGUAGUUCGGUACUACAAGGCUUCGAAAAUGUUUCUUAUCCCAUACAUGGAUGGUGGACAAUAAGCCCCAACCCACCAAAAAAACUGUUUAAUGAACCCACUAAAAUAUGGCACGCAGACAAAAACCGGUUUGCGUCCUCUAAACGCCCCGUACAGUAUGUAAGGUCGGAGAUGGCCUUGAUAUAAGGGGCUGUGAAAGAAA